AUGGAUCGACAUCGAAGUCACCGAUCUCUGAAACACCAGGCUCAUGAGUUGGCUAACGCUGCCUACUGCAACCCGACCCUCAAUCAGCCUAGCAAUGCAGCGCUCGAGCGCAUUCAAAGUUGCGAGUCGUGUUGGAGCUUGGAUGCCUUCGAUGACAUACCUGAAUCAAGGAAACCGUCUUCGACGGUUGACGAAACGGAGGAGAAAAAGCAACGGGCAGGAAAUGUCACUUUUGCCCAAUGUUCCGAGAUCUUCGCCGCCGAUCCAACAGCGCCUCUGGCUGAUGACAACAAGACCUCGGUGCAAAAUGCCAACGAGAACGCUUCAGCCGAAAACAUAGACAUAUUUGCCGCUCUUGACAAGAACAAGGUCAGAAAAAUGAAUACAGCCGUGUUACUGAACCAAGCCAUUAGGCAGCGAUCUUCUACAAGUCGUCUUGUGGUAAUCAAUCUUCCUCGGCCUCCGACAGGAGCAGAAGGUCUGGCAGAUUACAUGCAAUAUCUGGAAGUGUUGACAGAGGGCUUACCUCGCGUACUUUUGGUCAGAGGUUCUGGAAAAGAAGUGAUUACGAUUUAUUCAUAA
Molecule: messenger RNA, 582 nt
Organism: Soboliphyme baturini
Lineage: Eukaryota; Metazoa; Nematoda; Enoplea; Dioctophymatida; Soboliphymatidae
Source: the annotation of a GenBank genome assembly